AUGUCCUCCUCCGCCGGCGACGGCCUCGCGCCCCCGUCGUCGGCGUCCAAGGGCAAGGCCAGGAUGGACGACGACGCCGAGGCCGUGGCCGCGGCGCCGGAGGGCGUGCCCUGCGGUAUCUGCUUCACGGACUCGCGCCGGGCGAUCCGGGGCGAGCUCGACUGCUGCGCCCACCACUUCUGCUUCGUCUGCAUCAUGGCCUGGGCGCGCGUCGAGUCGCGCUGCCCCUUCUGCAAGGCGCGCUUCCACACCAUCCGCCGCCCGCCCGUCCCCGGCCGCCUCCCCUCCGAGCGCAUCGUCAACGUCGCCGAGCGCAACCAGGUAUACCAUCCUCGAGGCAAUGUGAGUAGCGUGGUGAGCACUGAUCCUUACGUGAACAGCCGCUGCAGCGUAUGUAACUGCUCCAGUGAUGAGGACCUGCUGCUCCUCUGCGAGCUGUGCGAUGCGGCUUCACACACGUACUGCGUGGGGCUAGGGACCACUGUGCCAAAGGGAGACUGGUUCUGCAAGGACUGUGAAACAUCCAAGGAGGAGCACUCGAGGUGUCAGAUCGAGGAUGGUGGGUCUAGUGAUCAGGGUGAAAUUGAAAUCACCAUUGAAGUUCCAACUGCUGAGCCAGUUACAGAACCUUCCGCUUCUGAUAUUGUGGAUGAGGGUUCCUCUCUGAGUUCAGUGCGCCGCACAAAUACGAGGAGCAGUGGGACUACCAUUGAAGUUCCAACUGCUGAGCCGGUUACAGAACCUUCCGUUUCGGAUAUUGUGGAUGAGGGUUACUCUUCGAGUUCACUGCGCCGCACAAAUACGAGGAGCAGUGGGACUACCAUUGAAGUUCCAACUGUCCAGCCAGUUACAGAACCUCCCGUUUCAGAUAUUGUGGAUGGGAGUUACUCUUUGAGUUCACUGCGCCGCAGAAAUACGAGGAGCAGUGGGCCUAUCCCAGUUCCGUCUAUUUAUGAUAAUGUGGAUGAAGAUUACGGGACAAUUCCAGUGCAUGGGACAAAUGCACAAAGCAGUGGGUCUUUCCCAGUUCCUUCUGUUUAUGACAUUGUGGAUGAGGAUUACGAAAUAAAUCCACUGCGUAGGACCAAUACGCGGAGCACUAGACCUGAUAGAAAUGCCAAUGAUUUGCCAUCGCAGGGUAAUUCUUCUGAUGGAUCAUAUUCUCAUGAAUCUCCUCAAGGGCGAGGCACUGGUCGCGCAUUGUUGCAUGCCCAUGCUCGCUUUGGAACUGAGAGAGCUAGAACAUUUCGUAAUUCUCGCAAUCUUAAUAACCGUAUAAUGCUGCUGCGUGAGAACUGGCCUGCUCUCCGUGCAGGUUCUGCGGGAUUUGCCACACAUCUACACAACAAUAGCGCUAGUUCUUCUGUUAAAGAUCAUCAGCAGUCUGCGGCACCUCCGCCUAAGGAGACCCGUUAUGUCAAUAAGGCAUGGAAAAUGUUGGAAAUGGCAAACUCUGCUGGUGGAAGGAAGAAAUGUGACAAGCCUUCCUCCCUAGACUGCACUCCUCGAUUCUCUAUGGGAAAUAGGUCAACUUCAUUCAGCCCGAUUGAUACAAUCUUAGGACAGAAGAAGCAGAGCCUUUCUCCUACCGUGACUCAGAGAAACGCUAUGAAAUUUGACCGUGGUGCAAAAAGGGAUAAUAUACUGCCCAGGAAGGAUGUUGUAGGGCACUGCGACUUGCCUGGGAAUCGCCAUGUAUUAGUUUGUGAAGGAAUUGGUUCAUUCCAGAGUAGAAUGACAAAUCAGGAAAGUCCAAAUGGUAAAGUUGCCUCGUCAAGCCAUAGUCAGCAUGUUGAUCAGACACCAGAAUCUUCGUGUGGCGGUAAAGUUGCCUUAUCAAGCCACAGACAACAUGUUGAUCAAACAUUGGAAUCUGUGCAUGGCCCGCUUGGAUCAGGGAAACCUAAAAUGGAUGCACUGCAUCCAUCUGCAAACAGUCUAUCGUCCGGUCGUCCCACGGCGAUCUCUCCGCUACAAAUCGUGUCGAGCGCUGGGAGCCAAUCUGGUGCAAAGGUAAACCCUCAGGAACCUUCAGCAGCUCGUGCUGCAACAUCCUAUGAAAUUGGUACCGUGGCAGCAACAAUUGAAGUUAGAAAAAGUUCUGGACCAGACCGUGGCGAGUCCAAGAGAAAACAUCGUUCUGGAAUGCGUGAUGAUCAAGGAUCCAAAAAACCCAGGGUAAACCCUGAGGAACCUUCAGCCGUUCGUGCCACAACAUCCAAUGAAAUUGGUACCGUGGCAGCAACAGUUGAAGUUAGAAAAAGUUCUGGACCAGACCGCGGUGAGUCCAACAGAAAACUUCGUUCUGGAACGCGUGAUGAUCAAGGAUCCAAAAAACCGAGGGUAAACCCUGAGGAACCUUCAGCCGUUUGUGCCACAACAUCCAAUGAAAUUGGUACCGUGGCAGCAACAGUUGAAGUUAGAAAAAGUUCUGGGCCAGACCGUGAUGGAUCCAAGAGAAAACAUCGUUCUGGAACACAUGAUGAUCAAGGAUCCAAGAAACCCAGGAAGAGUGGUAAACUUGCAAAAAGUGAAAUAUCAUGCUUGGCCAUGCUUGAGUUGAAGCUACUCAAGAUAGACAAAACCUACGGUUCCGACAGAUUCAAGGAGGUUGCUCGAGCAGCAACACACACCGUCUUGGCUUCCUACGGACUGGAGCAUACUCCAUCAGUAGCCCUGGCACUCCCCAAACCGGUCUGCAAGCACAGCUGCAGAACCGGAUCUUCCAAACCGUCAGCGAUAGCCAACACCUGCAAGGAAUGCCUGCGUGGUUUCGUGAAGCAAGCCAUCAGUUCGGUGUUGGCCAGCAAGCAGAUGGAUCAAACUGCCGCCUCUUGCUAG
This is a messenger RNA of Triticum turgidum subsp. durum (durum wheat), 2841 nucleotides long. The record is from the annotation of a GenBank genome assembly. NCBI's taxonomy places the organism in Eukaryota, Viridiplantae, Streptophyta, Magnoliopsida, Poales, Poaceae.